Messenger RNA from Columba livia (rock pigeon), 3494 nucleotides. RefSeq names its product MAP7 domain containing 1 (gene MAP7D1). Bases 16 to 2964 code for a protein of 982 amino acids. The record is from RefSeq and is a predicted model, not a curated record. The transcript has 18 exons. Lineage: Eukaryota; Metazoa; Chordata; Aves; Columbiformes; Columbidae. Gene Ontology annotation, biological process: microtubule cytoskeleton organization. Gene Ontology annotation, cellular component: microtubule cytoskeleton.
CCUGGCUGCGGGAGGAUGACCAAGACCCUGGAGCUGGAGCUUGCGUUUGGGGCAGGGGAGAGGCAAGCCCGGGCAGAGCAUCCUCUGCCCGCCCGCUCCCCCCAGCUCGGGCCCGCGGUGCCGGGCGGGAUGCGCAGCCGGGGCCGGGGCGGGGAGCGCAGAGCGUCCUCCCCCGCCGGUCCGGGGGGAGCGGGGCGGCGCGGCUCGGCUCGGCUGGGCCAGCCCUCUGCGCCUCCCCGCCACGCCAUGGAGAGGAGCCGCGCCGGGCGGGAGCCGCAGCCCCGGCCCCAGCCGGCCCAGGGGAAGCCACCGUCCCUGAUGGGAGACAGCGUGCCCCCCCCCACCCCACCGCCCCCAUCACCUGGGGGUGUCCUGCAGGGAGAGCGCACUGCCCCCCAGCAUGACCAACCCAUCCCUCCAGCCACUGUUCCCUCCGAAAAGACCGUCUCGCCCGUCCCUCCAGCCAUCACUGCCUCCGAAAAGAACAUCUCGCCUGUCCCUGCAGCCGUGACCCCCUCCAGGCAGCCCGUCUGUCCCCCAGCUGCGGCGUCCCCCGCCAAGAGCAGUACUCCACAGCAUGACCGACCCAUCCCUCCAGCCGUGGCACCAUCAGGACAGCCCGCGUCCCACACCCCUACAGCCAUGGCCCCCUCAGCAGAGAGCGUCCCCCCCUGGUGUGACAGUUCCACCCCUGGGCCCCCCCAGCCCCCCACCAUGGAGCACCCCAAAGAAGAGGCGUCUCCCCACGCUGCCGGCCAGCCGGUCCCCGUCCUUGCUGCCCCGUGUCCGGCAGAGACGGUGCCCCAUGGGAGUGAUUCCCCAGCCCCGGCUGCCGGGAAAGGGGUCCCCUCUGAUGCCAAGAGUCCCCUGGGCGGCGCAGCUGGGCCAUCAAAGGACGUGCCCCCCCGGAGUGACCGCAGCACCCCAGCCGCAGCCUCGCCAGCUCCUGCUGCCAGCCCCCGGCCCAAGCAAGAUGCCCAGAAAGCCCAAGCGAGGCACAAGCAGGCAAAGGAGCGGCGUGAGGAACGGGCCAAGUACCUGGCCGCCAAGCGGGUGCUGUGGCUGGAGAAAGAGGAGAAGGCCCGGUUGCUGCGGGAGAAGCAGCUGGAGGAGCGGCGCAAGCGGCUGGAGGAGCAGCGGCUGAAGGCGGAGAAGCGCCGAGCCGUGCUGGAGGAGCGGCAGAGGCAGAAGCUGGAGAAGAACAAGGAGCGCUACGAGGCGGCGAUCCAGCGCUCAGCCAAGAAGACGUGGGCAGAGAUCCGGCAGCAGCGGUGGUCCUGGGCAGGGGCCCUGCACCACGGCUCCCCCGCACACAAGGACGGUGCGAGCCGCUGCUCGGUGUCCGCUGUAAACCUCCCCAAACACGUCGACUCUAUAAUCAACAAGCGGCUCUCCAAAUCCUCUGCCACCCUCUGGAACUCUCCCAGUAGAAACCGGAGCUUGCAGCUGAGCCCAUGGGAGAGCAGCAUCGUGGACCGGCUGAUGACGCCCACCCUGUCCUUCCUGGCGCGCAGCCGGAGUGCAGUGACGCUGUCUGGGAAUGGCAAGGAGCAGGUGCCUGUGUGUCCCCGCUCAGCCUCCGCCAGCCCCCUCAGCCCCUGCCACAACCACCGCCUGCAGCACCGCUGCCGUGACAGGCGGAAGGUGGCCACUGGCAGCCCCGACGUGACGCCACGCCGUAGGACCGAGUCCUCGCCUAAGAAGAAGGAGAAGAAGGAGAAGGAGCGGGAGAACGCCAAGGAGCGCAGCGCCCUGUCCCGCGAGCGCAGCCUCAAGAAGCGGCAGUCACUGCCGGCGGCGCAGUCCCGGCUCCUGCCCGCAGCGGACAGCAGCCCCGGCCCCAAGAACCGUCCCUCAUCUCCUGCCACCCCCAAAGCCCGUCCGGCGUCCCCCAGCCCGGCCCCCGGCUCCCCCCACAAGCCGCCCCUGCCCCGCAGCGCCCACUCCUCUCCCAAGGUGCGGGUGAGGGCGCGGGAGGAGCCGGGGGAGCAGGAGAGCAAGGUGAAGGUGCGUGAGAGGAAGGAGGAGGAGCGGGGCCCAGCUCCCCCAGCACCCCCCGAGUCCCCCAAGGUGCCCACAGAACCAGCAACAGCCGCCCCCGCAGCCCCCAGCCCCGCGCCCGCCACCCCCCCGGGCAGAGCCCCCGCCGGCACCACGGACCGGGAGGAGGCCGCGCGGCUGCUGGCGGAGAAGCGGCGCCAGGCCCGUGAGCAGCGGGAGCGCGAGGAGCGGGAGCGCCGGGAGCAGGAGGAGCAGGAGAGGCGAAUGCAGGAAGAACGGGCGCAGCGGGCGGCGGAGGAGCAGAGCCGCAGGGAUGCCCUGGCGCGGCAGCGGGAGGAGGAACGGCGGCUGCAGGAGGAACGCGAGGCCCAGGAGAAGGCACGGGCUGAGCGGGAGGAGACGGAGCGGCUGCAGAGACAGAGGGAAGAGGCCGAGGCAAGGGCGCGUGAAGAGGCUGAGCGGCAGCGCCUGGAGCGGGAGAAGCAUUUCCAGCGGGAGGAGCAGGAGCGGCUGGAGAGGAAGAAGCGCCUGGAGGAGAUCAUGAAGAGAACACGCAAGUCGGACGCAGCAGAUGCCAAGAAGAAGGAGGACAAGAAGGUGGUGAAUGGGAAAGCGGCCGAGCAGGAGGAUGUUCCAGGCCGUGAGAAGCGCACAGGGCCGAUGCCAAAGGAGGAGGAACUCCCCGAGACAGAGACACCGAGCGCAGGGACACCGGGGGGGCUGAAGGGCCCGGCGGGCGAGGCGCUGCAGCAGAGCUCCCCGGCCAAGGAGGUGGCAUCUCUGGUGAACGGCGUGCAGCCCGGCAAGCACGAGAACGGCUUCUCUGGCACGGGGGGGCCGCCAGAGCUGCUGGAGCUCUCCCAUCACGGCACCAGCCCCGGCAGCAUCAUCCCCUUCGGCGACAAGGAGCCGUUCCUCAAACAGGCCGUGGUCAAACCCCCCCAGGUGACAGAGGUGCUGUGAGGGCCAGGCCCCGGCUGACGUCCCCGCGGUGCCACCGCACACGUCCCGACUCCGGACGCCCGCGCAGAACCGUAGCUUUGUCACAAGAACCUCGCUGCUCCCCCCUGCCCGGCCCUGCCACGGGGCGCCGGGGGGGGUGUGGGACCCCGGCGGGGGGGAAACCUGGUUUCUCUCUUCGUUCUUGUUUUUAUUUUGUUUUUUUAAAUAUGCACCUUAUCAGACUGACACCCCCACCCUAGCCGCCCGCCAGAGCCGCCCCAGAUGUGUGGUGUAAUACUGUAGUUAUUUAACUCGCUGGGUACAAUGUAUGUGAAUACUGUAAAUAGAGCUCGGCCGGACACGAGGGACACCGGCCUGGCCCCGCGCGGGACGGGAGGAUUCGGGGCUGCUGGGGGCCACAGCCCGUCCCCACAUCCCCGUGUGUGCACUGGGGGCCCCCGGCCGGCACCACGCUGCUCCCCGUGCCCUUGUGACAGUGUUAUGCACCCGGACAACCUUUGCGAACAAUAAAAGUGGACAAGUGCCCUCGU